UCCUCUCGUCAGGCUUUGAUAUAGACACCCCUGACGACUUUGGAAGGACCUGUUUACAUGCUGCAGCAGCUGUUGGGAACCUGGACUGUCUGAAUCUGCUGCUCAACACAGGGGCAGACUUCAACAGAAAGGACAGCUUCGGAAGGAGUCCUCUGCAUUAUGCGGCAGCCAAUUGUAACUACCAGUGUCUGUUUGCCUUGGUGGGGUCUGGGGACAGUGUGAACGAUCUGGAUAAAAGGGGUUGCACCCCGCUCCACUACGCUGCUGCCUCCGACACAGACGGAAAGUGUCUGGAAUAUUUGCUGCGAAACGACGCUAACCCAGGGAUCAGGGACAAUCAGGGCUACAACGCAGUCCAUUACGCGUCUGCGUACGGACACCGCCUCUGUCUGGAGCUGAUUGCAAGUGAAACACCUUUAGAUGUGCUAAUGGAAACCUCAGGGACAGACAUCCUGAACGACUCUGAUGUCAGAGCUCCCAUCAGCCCCCUACACUUAGCUGCGUACCACGGCCACCACCAUGCUAUGGAGGUCCUGGUUCAGUCUCUGCUGGAUCUAGACGUGAGGAACAGCCAGGGGCGCACCCCUCUGGACCUGGCUGCCUUUAAAGGCCAUGUGGAGUGUGUUGACGUCCUCAUCAACCAGGGAGCCUCCAUCCUGGUUAAAGACUUCACCCUGAAGAGGACCCCCAUCCACGCUGCAGCUACCAACGGUCAUUCGGAGUGUUUGCGUUUGCUGAUUGGAAAUGCUGACCUCCAGAGUGCAGUGGACGUUCAAGACGGGAAUGGACAAACCCCUCUGAUGGUGUCGGUGCUGAGCGGACACACAGACUGUUUGUACUCACUGCUCAACAAGGGAGCCAGCGUAGAAGCCAAAGACAAGUGGGGCAGAACAGCGCUACACAGAGGGGCGGUGACGGGUCAUGAGGAGUGUGUGGAGGCCCUGCUGCAGCACAGCGCCAGCUUCCUGGUUCGGGACUGUAAGGGGCGGACCCCUGUCCACGUGGCGGCGGCAUCCGGACACAUCGGGGUGCUGGGUGGGCUCCUACACGCCGCCCAGUCAGUGGAGACCCUCCCCGUCAUCACAGACAACCAGGGCUACACGGCACUACACUGGGCCUGGUACAACG
Molecule: messenger RNA, 1128 nt
Organism: Coregonus clupeaformis (lake whitefish)
Lineage: Eukaryota; Metazoa; Chordata; Actinopteri; Salmoniformes; Salmonidae
Product: serine/threonine-protein phosphatase 6 regulatory ankyrin repeat subunit A-like
Exons: 10
Molecular function (GO): protein binding
Source: RefSeq, a predicted model, not a curated record